AUGCGGACUCCUUUGCUAAGUAGCCCUGACACGCUACAAGUCAACAUUCUUAACUGUGAUGUAGAAGAGAGAAAUGUUGCCAAGAAGGAAAGUUUCUCUAUGCUUUGGGAGGAUCUGACUAUGGAAGUAAGGCGGCAAGAGAGGUAUAAGCCCAUCAUUAUUGUACUUUUUAAGCAUUAUUUUACUUUAUGGAUAUAACAUUUUUAUAUAUAUAAUGGGUUUGAUGUGUUUUUUUCCUAGGGUUUAUCAGCAUAUUUCAACUUUUUUGUACUAAAAUCAAACUGAGUAGCAACUGGGCAGGGUGAGGAAGGGAAAGGGAGUGGUGCAGGAUUUUAAUGCAUGGCAUUAAACAUUCAGUGAUACUUUAACAUUAUGAUUUUAUAGUUAAGAAUUUAGAGAUGGUUUAAUCUUUCUAGUGAUGAUAAACUUGGCAGAAUUUGUGUUGCUUCUCUUAGCAAUUGAUUCAGUUUUUCCAAAGAUCUGAACGAAGAAACUAAUGAGUCAUCCAGGAAUGAAGCUGUUUGUGAAGCAUCGUUGAUUUUUUUUACUGGGGAGAAGCAGGAGAAAUGACUUUUCCCCAGAAAAUAGUCUUAAAUUAUUUUUUAAAAUGAAAACAGAUGAAUGCAUUUGACUACAGCUCCUGCUUAAUUAGCCAGUGUUAAGAGCCAAGUAACUCUAAACUAGCAGCCAAGGAAAUAGGUAGUCACACUUUCACUGACUUUCAAUUUUUAGUAACUUUUGCAAAUUUGGAAUCAAAAUUAGCAAAUAGAGUUCUCCUGUGUCAGGUCAGAUAGGUGAGACAGGAAAUAGCUAUUUGUGCAAUAAUAAAAAUUAUGCAGUUAAUAGACAAUGACUGGGGCCAUGCUUCAGAGAAGACCUUCUUAAAUGAAAGCAUCUUUAGUAGCCAUGUAAAUAUCAAGAUGCUUCGCACCUGCCAAAUUUUGCAAUUGAUUCCAGAGUAUUGGUGCUGCAACAUCAAAUGUCCAGUUUCUGGUACAAGCUAAGAGCAGCCCUGAAGCAUGUGGUACUCUCAGCAGUGCCCCAUCAAAGUAGUGCAGUUGCUGACCAGGGAUAAAGCUAACUUGGUCCCAUGUUCUUGGGGUUUAAAAUGCUGAAACUAAAAGCCAAACCUUGAAUUGUUCUUGUAGUAUAUUGGCAGCUCUCUCAGCAGAGACAUUAUGCACGGUUAAUGUGUCAACAACCUAGCCGCUGCAUUCUUCGCCAGCUGCAGCUUCUGCAGCUUCCAGACUAAGCCCAAGGGAAGCCCCAGAUAGAGCACAUUGCAAUAAUCCAGUCCUGUGGUCACCAGUGCCAGGAAAACAGGGGCCACCUAAUCUUAGCUCCGGAGCAGCUGUAGCUGUUUUACCUGCUGGUGAUGCUCAAGGGCACUCCGAAGCCACUGAGGCCACAUGUGCCUCAUGACAAAAUAAAAAUAAAAAUGGAUCCAGGACUCGAGCACCCCAGAUUGAGUACCAGUUCCUUCAGAGGGAAUGCACCUCCAUCCAGAACAGGGAACUCACCCAGAGGGCCUUCAUCUUGAUAGGGUUUAAAUCAGGGGGUGGCAACCUUUUUCAGCCGUGGGCCGGUCCACCAUCCCUCAGACCAUGUGAGGGGCCGAACUUUUUUUGGGGGGGAUGAAUGCAUUCCUGUGCCCCACAAAUAACCCAGAGAUGCAUUUUAAAUAAAAGGACACAUUCUACUCAUGUCAAAACACGCUCAUUCCCAGACCGUCCACGGGCCAGAUUGAGAAGGCGAUUGGGCCGCAUCCGGCCCCCGGGCCUUUGGUUGCCUACCCCUUGUUUAAAUGCAGUAUAUUGGCCGUCAUCCAGCCACUACUGCACCCAGACACUGUUCCUGAGCCUGCAUCAGCAUAAUUAAUGACACUUUGCUCCAAAGUCCCUUGUGACAGCUCCCAAGAGCUUCCCAUAGGUGUUAAAUAGCACUGGGGACAAAAUAGUGCCCUGUGGCACCCUGUAUCACAGAUGCCAGGGGACUGAAGAACUGACCUUGCAUGUAGGAUUGGAACUACCAUAAAAUGGUACCCCCACCAAGCUGGUCCAGGGGGAUGCCAUGGUCAAUUGUAUCAAAAGGCAUGGAGAGACUGUGCCAGGUUGACUCCCCUUGUCCCUCUCCUGAUAAAGGUCAUCCAUCAGGGCAACCAAGGCUGAUUCAGUCCCAGAAUCCAGACUGAAAUGGGUUUCAUAGAAGAAUGCCUGCAACUGCUCUAUAUCAUGGCCUUCUCUAUUAUUUUCCCUCUGCUCUGAGCAAUGGGCACCCCCACAUCAUGUAACAGCAUUUAAAAAAAAUUGAUUGCUUCUAUGGGUUCCUCCUGUGAAGCCAUGAUGCCAAGGGCCUUAAAAAAAAUUCAAUUAAAAUAUGUUGUUGUUUUUGUUGUUAUGUACUUUUUUUAAAGCACAGACUGCUCCCAGGGGUCCCCUGCUGUGUAUGAUACCAAAAGGUUUUUUGGGUCCUCCUAAUCCUGCCAAGUUUCUUUAUUUAGAUGACAGCAAGAACAACAGCAGCAGCAUAUAUUUAUUUGUUGACUGCAUCCAAGGCUCCCCCCCCUCAAUUUUGUCCAUUUUGAAUACUACUACUACUACUACUACUAAUAAUAAUACGUUAAAACAUUAUUUAACUGACUGCUCCCAUAGGUACCCCAUUUGUGAUACUUUGAUAUCAAAAGAUUUGUGUCUAUCCCAAAUCUGUCAACUCUCAUGGGCCCAGUAUUCUGAUCCUGUGAUGCUUAGCAGUUUUUGUGACCUCUCAACACACACACCCAUUAUAUAUGUGGGGUCUCUCUCUCUCUCUCUCUCUCUCUCUGUGUGUGUGUGUGUAUAAUCUGUCUACACAUACAUGCAUACAAUUAUUGAUUACACUCACUUCGACAUGUGGACAUGUGGACCUUGGAGGGUCAAUGCAGCCCUUAGCCCCAAAAUGUUAGCCUCCACCCCCGUUCUGUACCAUUUACAUUUUCCUCACAAGUUGUAACUGCUGUGCCAUUUUUAUUCUUUAACUGGAAGACUGCAACUCACCAUUAGGUCACAAGUUUGCCAAAGGUGAGUUGUACUAGUAACAUCAUUGCCGUCUUUCAGAGAAAAUGUAACAGGAAAGGAAACAGGAAAAAGGAAAGGAUAGCCUAAGAGAGUAAAGGUUAAAACAAUGUAUAAGAUAAUUUUAAAGGGCUCCAUGUGUUUCUGAUCCAGGGAAUGUUGACAGCCACUAACCUGCACUGUGAAAACGUAUUCUUGUUUAGUCUGGAAUUACAUUCUCCACAGGACAAGGUUGCUGGAAUGGAAUAGCUUCCGCCAUGAGAAAUAUGAAAAACAACACCAAGACACCAUUCUUGUGCAGAGAUCUCCCAGCUUGAAGAUACAGAUGGGGAGACUGGGAGAAAAGAUGAAAGUGUACCGCCUUCCCUACAAGAAUGUGCUUCCUGUACCCUUGUUUAAACCAAGCAAAUUACCAAGCAAACAUAAUUAUGCAUCUGAAGGAUGUCAAACCAGAAAUGUCCCUGCUUCUGAAAAAGAGGCAAUCAGACGAAUGGCAAACGGUUCUCAGUCCACCAAGCCAGGUUUCCAGGUUUCCAGCCUUCUACCCCAACAAAAUAUCUGGUGCCCAUCAAUGCAUUAA
Molecule: messenger RNA, 3630 nt
Organism: Podarcis lilfordi (Lilford's wall lizard)
Lineage: Eukaryota; Metazoa; Chordata; Lepidosauria; Squamata; Lacertidae
Source: the annotation of a GenBank genome assembly